GACAUCAGGAAACAAAUAAUAAGAGUAACCGAACGAUUUAUAUACAGAGUGUAUAAAAAGUACUGGGACGUAAAUCCGGAUGAGAUAGUUACAAUAAUGUGGCCGAAUUCAACACAUGAAGCAGAAUCAGAAUCAGAUCUAGAACAAGAACUAGAAUCACAGCUAGAAACUGGCUUGGCAGAGAAUCUUCCCCACCACACACAUAGGAUCCGCCGGCUCGGUCGAUCUGUGAGGACCAUGCACUCCAGCGAUGUGAACUCGGUGAUAGAUUUGCCAGAGAAUUUCCCCCACCACGCACGCAGGAACAACCGGCUCGGUUUGUCCAUGUGGACUACGCGCUCCAGUGAUGUGAACUCAGUGACGGGCUUGCCACAGAAUUUCUCCCACCACACACGCACACACAGCCUUUCUGUGCCAGGUCUAUCUGUGUUGACUACGCGCUCGGCAAUCGUCCUCGCGCCAAGCGAGAGAGAGAAUAUCAUUCCCUCCUUCUCGUUCUUGUGUUCGCUCAACGAUGUGAGCGAGAAUAUCUCUCCCUCUUCCUCGCUCUCGCUCAACAACGCAAGCGAGAAUACUAUCUCUUCCUCUUUCUCGCUUUCGUUGCCGCUCAGCGACGCUGAAGCUAAUACUAUCUCGACCAUAAUCGGAAUCGCGGACGCGGUUAUAACGAUACUGGGAAGUUCUUCCCAUUCGGCACGCCGAAAUUAA
Messenger RNA from Harpegnathos saltator (Jerdon's jumping ant), 708 nucleotides. RefSeq lists its product as uncharacterized. The transcript has 3 exons. Lineage: Eukaryota; Metazoa; Arthropoda; Insecta; Hymenoptera; Formicidae. The coding region runs from base 97 to 708 and encodes 203 amino acids. The record is from RefSeq and is a predicted model, not a curated record.